AUGAAAUUAAAUCUCAAGAAGGUUUCGAUCCUUUUUAUCUCAUUAUUUGUAAUUUGUUCAUCGGCCAUUCCAGCAAGAAUUCAUAAUGUUGAUAAUGAUGAACAUCUUCAUUUGAGAGCCUAUACUAAUGAAAUUCAAAAGCGUCAUGAACCGUUUAAAAUUAUUCAAACCGAUUAUUUUAAACCUUUUGUACAUUUACCUUUUACUAAUAAACCAGUAACUCGUUAUUAUCAAUUGACAUUAAAAAAAGUUAAAUUAUCUCCUGAUGGUUUUGAAAGAACUGUUUGGAGUGUAAAUGGUCAAUAUCCUGCUCCAAUUAUUCGUGCAAAUAAAGGAGAUAGGAUGAUCAUAAAUGUUGAAAACAAAUUUGGUGAUCCAGCAGCCGUCCAUUGGCAUGGUGUGUUCCAACAUGGUACAAAUUGGUACGAUGGAGUUCCAGGACAAACUCAAUGUCCAAUUCCAAAUGAUGUUUCAUUUAUUUACAAUUUUACUACUGGAGACCAACACGGUACCUUUUGGUAUCAUUCUCAUUUUAUGGCACAAUACGCUGAUGGUUUACGAGGAGCAUUAAUUGUCCACGAUCCAGAUGAUCCAUAUUUAAAAGAAUAUGAUUAUGAAUAUGUCAUUACAUUAUCUGACUGGCAUCAUAGAACAACUGGUGAAAUCUUACCAAAUUUCAUAUCUCCAACUUAUACUGGUAAACGACCCGUUCCUGAUUCACCACUUUUGAGCGGUCGUGGUAGAUAUAACUUUUAUAAUGUUAAAAAGAAUAAAAAAUAUAGAUUUCGUAUAAUCAAUUCUGCAGCAGAUGCUUUCUUCAUAUUCUCUAUUGAUGAACAUAAAUUAAAACUUAUUGAAUCAGAAGGUAUAUAUAUUAAACCAACUAUUAUUGAAAAAUUACCUAUUAAUGUUGGACAACGUUAUUCUGUAAUUGUUAAUGCUGAUCAACCGAUUGGAAAGUAUUGGAUUCGUGCAACUAUUGAUAAAAGAUGUGUCCUAAUUAAUAAUGCGACAAUUAAUUUUAAUUCUUCUAUUGAUUGGAAUGGUCUUGGUAUUCUUAAAUAUGAAGGAUCAAAAAAUGAUAAACCUAAAUCAAAAGAAUUUCCCGAAAAUUUCAAAAUUUGUCGUGAUCCUGAUCCAAAACAUUUGAAAACUCUUCAACCCGUUACAAAAUAUGAUGGAAAUGUUAGUGAUUUUUUCAAUAUUACCGUUAAAUUUCAAAGAGAAGGUGAUGGAAUAGUAAAAGCUGUAAUGAAUAAUAGUUCAUUCAUACCACAAUUUAAUGAUCCAACCAUAAAUAAAAUUAUAAGACAUAUCCCACCAGAUGAAUUACCAAAAGAACAAAAUUCAUUAAUUUUUGAUAAUAAAAAUGGUAUAGUAGAAAUUGCUUUAUGGAAUAAUAAUACUGAUGAACAUCCAUUUCAUAUGCACGGACACGUUUUUGGCGUAAUGUUUGUUGGUGAAAAAAAUGAAUAUCCUGAUGAAAAAAAAUAUGAUAAGAAAAAUCCUGUAAUUCGUGAUAAUGUGACCGUUCCUGGUUUUGGAUAUUUGGUUAUACGUUUCAUCGCUGAUAAUCCUGGUAUUUGGGCUUUUCAUUGUCAUAUUGAAUGGCAUGUAGAACUUGGUAUGGUUCUUCAAUUAGUAGAACUACCUAGUAUUUUAAUGAAUGAAACUAUACCAAAUGAUGCUUCAUCUUUAUGUUUUAAAAAUGAUUAUCAAAAGAAGAGAAAUCCUACGACACCAUUUCAUAAUCGGGAAAGAAUGUUUAAUCCUGUUAUAAUUAAUGAAAUUAGAAGAGAUAUUAAUAAAAUCAGAUAG
This is a messenger RNA of Rhizophagus irregularis DAOM 181602=DAOM 197198, 1818 nucleotides long. NCBI's taxonomy places the organism in Eukaryota, Fungi, Glomeromycota, Glomeromycetes, Glomerales, Glomeraceae. The record is from RefSeq and is a predicted model, not a curated record.